Messenger RNA from Larimichthys crocea (large yellow croaker), 3015 nucleotides. Its product is annotated as C-X-C chemokine receptor type 3. Lineage: Eukaryota; Metazoa; Chordata; Actinopteri; Sciaenidae. Gene Ontology annotation, molecular function: C-X-C chemokine receptor activity; C-C chemokine receptor activity; C-C chemokine binding. Gene Ontology annotation, biological process: G protein-coupled receptor signaling pathway; calcium-mediated signaling; positive regulation of cytosolic calcium ion concentration. The transcript has 3 exons. The record is from RefSeq and is a predicted model, not a curated record. Bases 522 to 1622 code for a protein of 366 amino acids. Gene Ontology annotation, cellular component: external side of plasma membrane; membrane.
GUGUGAGUCGGCAGACUUCGAGGGUGGAAAUGUGCGAGAAGGGUGACGUUUGAUGAACCAAAACAGUCCACUGUGGGAGUAAAUGAAUUACAUGUUAAGUCCAUUGUGUGCGCGUAAACGGCUGUAAGAUGACCGUCCGUGCGCGUAAGCGCGCAUGUGUUGUAAAAACUUCCAGCCGCUGAAUCGCAGCUUUUUUUUCUUAUCGCCUUGUUUUUCAGCGUCUCCCUGCGGUUUCGUUUGUGUGGAUUCAUCCUCAGCCUCAUUUAAACACGAGAUCUAAUUCCAGGUUUGGUGAUUCCUGAAGUUUGCGCGCAAACACGAAGACAGUUUGGUGCCUUUUUUAUUUUGGCUGGACUUUGCGAGCGCUCGACGGAGAUCUGUCCUCCCCUCCAAAAACAGCUCACUGACCCCGUGAGUGGAGGCAUAAGUGCAGGUUGCUGCCUUAUUUAGUCUCAUCUAGCCAAAGCGCGCACAGAGCUUAUUGUCCUCCGAUUCUGCAGCUGAAACCCUUUGUGCAGAAGAUGAGCAUGGAUGUGGAGCUCGAUGGAUUGUUUCGCCAUAACACUACCUAUGACUACGACGACAACUACGAGUAUAAAGAUGACUUUGAGCCAAGAGACAGUAAUACGGUAUUGAUCCCGCUUCUGUACUCCGUGGAGUUGGUUAUAGGUCUGCUGGGGAAUGGACUACUCCUGGCUGUUCUGGCUCAGAAGAGGCGAUCCUGGAGUAUAUCUGACACAUUUGUCAUCCACCUGUGUGUCGCAGACAUCCUGCUGCUGGCGACGUUGCCCUUCUGGGCUGCACAGGCCACUCAACGUUGUGGGUGGUGCUUUUCAGGAUUUCUUUGCAAGAUCUGUGGCGCUGUUUUUAAUAUCAACUUCUACUGUGGGAUUCUUCUGCUGGGGUGCAUAUGUCUGGAUCGCUACCUGUCCAUCGUUCACGCCAUCCAGCUAUACUCCCGAAACAAGCCCUGGUUAGUUCAUAUCAGCUGCCUGUUGGUCUGGAUCCUGUCCCUGGUCCUCACCAUCCCUGACUGGAGUUUUGUGAUAGCUACGAAAGAAUCAGAGAAAACACUGUGUGUGCACAAAUACCCUCAGUCAGCAACUGACUGGCAGCUGGUGUCACGCCUGCUUCACCACAUGGUGGGCUUCCUGAUGCCUACGGCCGCCCUUAUCGUGUGCUGCACCUGUGUCCUGCCACGGCUGCAGUCCAGCAUUAAAGGCAUCCAGAAGCAGAGGUCUAACGUGGUCAUCCUGCUCCUGGUAGCGGUCUUCUUCCUCUGCUGGAUGCCAUACAACAUCACACUCAUUGUAGACACUAUAAGAAGCAGCUCUAAGGAACCGAAUGACGGGAAUCCUGAAGGUUCUCUGAAAACAGCUCUGAUGGUCACAUCUGGUCUGGGCUGCGCUCACGCAUGCCUCAGGCCUCUGCUUUAUCUGGGGCUGUGCGUAAACUUCAGAAAGCGAACUCUGGCCAUGCUGAAACGUGCUACGGUCGAAUCCGAGAUCUCACUGUGGGAGUUGGGUGUGGGCGAAGAGGUCCCGCCUGAUCAGAGUCAUGAGGGUAAAGAGAUGGAGCAGAUGACAAGUCUUGAUCAGAUGCCGUCAACCCAGUGUGCAUGAAUGGACAGAAAAUCCUUCCUGUGACUCAGAUGUGACCUGACUGACAAUCACCCAUUAGGGGAAUCUAGUGUGAGGUCAAGUCAUGAGUUCAAGGGGUAGAAGAUGGUAUUCUGUGUAAAAAUGGGAAGUAUAUAUUUAUAAAAGAGUGACGACCUCACAUUGCUCUUUUAAUGUGAAGGUUUCAGAGCCACAUCAUGGUGACUUGCAUGUUGUACUUUUAUUUUGUAAUGACCGUUGCACAACUCAAAACUCAAUCAUGGGUUUUUUUUCAACUGUAGGUAUCUGUUUUUUUUUAAUGUUUUUUUUAUUAAUAUAAAAAAAUUAUCUAUUAUUUUAUUAUGUAUACUGUUGUGAACAGUUUUCAGCUGCUGCACAAUCAUUGUAAAGCUAGUGCCAUAAUGUUUGAACCUGGAAAGAAAUAUAAGCUGUUUUCAUUGUCAGCGUUAUUGUAAUGAACAUACAGUAGUAUAUAUAACCUUAUAACCUUAUGGCUGAUAACACCAAUAAACUUUUUGCAUGUUAUCUUCAGGUAUUAAAGAUUGCGAGUUUUACGAUUGCGCAGUGAAUGUGUAUGUUUAUGUAUGACCACAGUGAUGGAAUCUCCCCGUGGUUAAUCUCUUUCGACUUCAUUGUUGCAACAUGGGUGUGUGGACCAUAUGAUACAAGAUGACACAAGCAGGUGGUGAUGUCACCAGUCAGGUGACAGAGUGUGAGCCCGUAGGAGGAAGAGGGCAGAAAAAAAAAAAUGAAAAAAGCUCUCUGUUGGUGCCGCUGCCAUUUUAUAGCUCUUUGUUUAUGGCUUGUCUGUUUGCUGAAGAGGGAACAGUGGCACGCUUUGUGCGUAAGAGCAGUUGACUGCAAAAGAGUAGGUGGCAAGUGGAGGGAAGAAGAAGUUAGAGGAGAUAAAAUCUUAUUCUAAAGAUCACCCCACAUGUUGUGCUAAAUAUUAAAUAUGUGGUUUCGUUUCCGAGCUGUUUUGCAGGUUAUGGCCUGUCAUACAUUCCUGAUUUCUGGGCUCAGGGGGAGAUGUAUGAAUCUAAUGUUAACACAUGGAAAAAUGACCUGAAAUAAAGUGUACUUUUAACUUACCUUAUCUCAGGCCAACUCCUUUCCUUCCUCUUUCCGUUUAUAAAGACGUUGAAGUUUAUCUCAAGAAAACUAACGUGAGAAAUGUGGGUGGACUGUAACAGCAGCAGCACAUCAACUUUAUAGUGCUGCUGGUUAUAAUUUAAGCAUUGCAUCAAGUUGAAUGGCUGUUUCCUGUGUCAUAUAUAUGUACACCACAAAACAUUAAAAAAUCCUGAGUAACAGGCCUGUUAUUAGCACAAACACAAACGUUGUUACUGUCAAUGACAAAUGCACUCUGCCUUAUUAAAGUGCAAAAGUUAAAUAA